UAUUUUUUGACGAUGUGCCAUAGAAAUACAGCAGUACCAUGGUAUGUAUGUAUGUAUUUUAUUGGUAGGCCUAUUUACCAUGUAAAUACAGUCAUACCAGUAUUAUUGGUAAUCAAAUAUUAUUGCUGGAUACAAAACUUUUCUGUAAGUUCCCUCAAGAAGUAUCAUGUUAAUACCAAGGCAUUAACAAGUUGUUAAUACCGCUUCAUGGUGUUCUUGUUUAAUCAUUCAGUAAGUUUGAACUCUAUUGCUAUCUGACAGCGUCAGUACUUUUUGUUAGACUGUACAACAAUAACGUGAAGCCAGCUCUCUUCUUGAGUGUGGCUUUAUAUGAUUCUAGAGAGUUUUUUAUUUUUAUUUAUUUUUUUGUGAUUCUAGAGAGUUCAAGGUUGUUGCGGCUCUUCCGAUGACGUCAUCGCGCACCGACCGACGUCCGUAAUGGACUUGCAGCUGUUCUCUGACAAACAAUAACAAGAGCAGCGAGCGAGCGAGCGAGCGAAAGAACGGCGGCGGCUUCCGUGUCUGUAAUCGCGCUGAUAUCGAGCUUGUGAGGCGUCUCGACUCUGACAUUGCCGGCGAGGAAACUCUGGCCUCCGCUGCCUCCUCCUCCGACUCGGAAACCGGCGGAGCUUCGCCGCCCCCGCGGAAGAAAAGCCGAGGCUCGGCGGCGGAGGGAGCAGGAGAGAGCGGGGCGUCUGCUGCCGGGAUCACGGGCCUCUCUGCGGCGUCUCUCCCAACCCCCCACCAGCGCUCGGCCAUCCGUCUCCAUAACAGCUCGCAGUCGCGCAGAUCCGCCACUGUAAACGCGUUUUAUAAGAUGCAGGCCAACGGGACAGGAGGACAAGAGCCGGAGCCGGAGCCGGAGCCGCAGCUGCCCUGCAGGAACGGAGAGUCCUCGUCCUCCGCCGCGGAAGCUGUGCACUCCAACGGGCUGCUGUCCUCCGCGAAUAACGGGCUGCCGUCCACCGAGAGCCCGGCGUCAGACACCAGCAUGAAGAAGAAGAAACGACUGUCCCAGAGCGACGAGGAUGUGAUCCGGCUCAUAGGACAACAUCUCCACGGGUUAGGACUCAAUCAAACAGUGGACCUGUUGAUGCAGGAAUCAGGCUGUAGACUUGAGCAUCCUGCUGCUACCAAGUUCAGGAAUCAUGUGAUGGAGGGAGAAUGGGAAAAGGCUGAGAGUGACCUCAACGAGCUGAAAGCACUGAUGCAUUCACCCAGCGCUGUGGUGCGGAUGAAGUUCCUGCUCCUGCAGCAGAAGUAUCUGGAGUAUCUGGAGGACGGAAAGGUUCUAGAAGCGCUGCAGGUGCUCCGAGCCGAACUCACGCCCCUGAAGUACAACACUGAACGCAGCCACGUCCUCAGCGGGUACCUGAUGUGCAGUCAUCCUGAUGACCUGCGUGCUAAAGCUGAAUGGGAAGGGAAAGGGACGGCCGCACGAUCCAAACUCCUCGACAAGCUGCAGACGUACCUGCCUCCGUCUGUGAUGCUGCCGCCCCGUCGUCUGCAGGCGCUCUUGCGUCAGGCCGUGGAGCUUCAGAGAGAUCGCUGUCUCUAUCACAACACCAAACUGGACAGCGGACUGGACAACAUGUCUCUGCUCAUAGACCACGUGUGCAGCAGGAAGCAGUUCCCCUGCUACACCCAGCAGAUCUUGACAGAGCACUGCAAUGAAGUCUGGUUCUGUAAGUUCUCCAACGACGGCACCAAACUGGCCUCGGGAUCCAAAGACACAACAGUCAUUAUAUGGCAGGUUGACCCUGACUCUCACCAGCUCAAGCAGCUGAAGACGUUGGAGGGUCAUGCCUAUGGGGUUUCGUAUCUGGCCUGGAACCCCGACGACACGUAUCUGAUAGCGUGCGGCCCGGACGACUGCUCCGAGCUCUGGCUGUGGAACGUGCAGACAGGGGAACUGAGAACCAAAAUGAGCCAGUCCCAUGAGGACAGCUUGACCAGCGUGGCCUGGAAUCCAGACGGCAAGCGUUUCGUUACCGGAGGUCAGAGAGGCCAGUUCUACCAGUGUGAUCUGGACGGAAACCUGCUGGACUCCUGGGAGGGUGUUCGUGUUCAGUGUCUGUGGUGUCUGAAUGACGGCAGGACAGUGCUGGCCUCUGAUACACACCAGCGCAUCCGUGGAUAUAACUUUGAAGAUCUGACCGACAGGAACAUAGUUCAAGAGGACCAUCCAAUAAUGUCCUUUACCGUGUCAAAGAACGGGAGAUUAGCUCUGUUAAAUGUCGCAACUCAGGGAGUUCAUCUGUGGGACCUGCAGGACCGGGUGUUAGUCAGGAAGUACCAGGGUGUGACUCAGGGCUUCUACACCAUCCACUCCUGUUUUGGCGGCUACAACGAAGACUUUAUCGCCAGUGGCAGUGAAGACCACAAAGUUUACAUCUGGCACAAGCGCAGCGAGCUGCCCAUAGCCGAGCUGACGGGUCACACGCGCACGGUCAACUGCGUGAGCUGGAACCCCGCGCUGCCGGGCCUCAUGGCCAGCGCCUCGGAUGACGGCACCGUGAGGGUCUGGGGUCCCGCACCCUUUCUGGACUCCCAGGAGACCGAGGGGCUCACCGAAUGCUAUAGCAUGGACAGUUGAUGUUGACUCUGGAGCAGAUGUCCACUUUGGAAAAUAUACAGUGAGACACACUAUAGACUUUGUGAAUGAGAAAUGAAGUAAAUCUAACGGCAGAUGGAUGUUUUUUCCUGGCGGUUUCACAUCCCCACCCGCAACGCUGGGGACACAUGAAGCUGGCGGCUGCCCUUCACCAUCUGACUUCACAUCCGUGUGGCGGCAGCAAGUGCACACGCUACACGCCUCGCCGAGGACACGCCCCUCCUCGGCUCAAGCUCCUCCCCCUCUUCCCUACACUGCAUCCUGAGUGGACGACUGCCUCCUGAAGCCACACCCACCCCCACACACGGACAAACAUGACUCAGAUCAUUAUUUAUUACGACUUUAAUUUAUUAUUGUGAAUGAAUCAAGGCCUCAGGCUUGCUUUGUGUUCUGUACAAUAUUCACUCAGCGAGGGGACAAAAAAAAUGUGCAGGCUCUCGCACAUGUCGGAGAGAGAACAAAUCAUAUCUUUAUUUUUCAGCAUGAACUUCUUUUAGCCACCUCGUAUGCUUGAAAGUAAGUGUCUUCACCAGCAGAGAUAUAAGAUAUUGUUUUCGUUUCCCUCACAACUAUUUUAAAUGACUGAAUUUACAGGCAUUUUUUAACAGAUAUUCAUUUUGAUUCAAAAAGUCCAAUCAUGACCUCACUAUUUUUCAUUGCUUAUGGUACUUUAUUCUGAGAGCGGGAAGUGAUGGAUGAUUAUUCUUUAUUCUUGAAAGAUUUAUGAGCAGGGUGAAGACAGGCUAAGCUAUGCUUACUAAGAUUCACAGCAUGCUAAUGACACCAAUGAGCCGACGUCACGUUCCACAUGUAAAUACGGGCCUUCAGCGUGCGUACUUUGCCUUCGUUAGGUGUUCGUGCUGGGCUUGAGGUCAUUUUUACAGUGAAUGUUCACGCUCUUGGUGUGAGGCGAGUGAUUUUGUCACGGGAAGUACGUCAGAACGGACUCCCAGAUGUUUCGGAGUUCAGUUUCCAUCAUACUGUUUCUCCUAUUUGGUCUUGUUU
This is a messenger RNA of Sinocyclocheilus anshuiensis, 3619 nucleotides long. It is a transcript of the gene wdr26a, whose product is annotated as WD repeat domain 26a. The coding region runs from base 818 to 2596 and encodes 592 amino acids. Gene Ontology annotation, molecular function: protein binding. Gene Ontology annotation, cellular component: GID complex. Gene Ontology annotation, biological process: proteasome-mediated ubiquitin-dependent protein catabolic process. The record is from RefSeq and is a predicted model, not a curated record. The transcript is spliced from 14 exons. NCBI's taxonomy places the organism in Eukaryota, Metazoa, Chordata, Actinopteri, Cypriniformes, Cyprinidae.